UCCUUCUAUCUUUCUAAAUUCGUUCACCUUCUUCACUCCACCCACCUUCUCUCCCCAUUCCCAAGUGUUUUUCAAUUCAACCAUGAACAAUAUUACAAAUAAUGCCUACAGAGAAGAAAAAUCGUUCUGCUAUUUCCAUCCCAGACAAGUUCUUCUUGGGGUCUGCCCCCUCUGCUUGAAUGAGAGGCUCCUCCUCCUCGCUGCAAAACAAGGCCACCACCACCGCCACCGCCACCGCCACCGCCACCACCACCACCGUUCUUCUUCCUCCAAAUCUUCCCACAGGCUUCAAACUUCCACAGACACAAAACCACCCUCUUCUAUUCACAAGAUCUUUGCUUUCGGCUCUCUCUUCACUCGCCACGAAUCCCACCACUGGAAAUCUCACAACCAUGACUACGACAAUGACUAUGAUGAUGUCUCUCCCAGUCCAGAAGAGUCGUUCAUCUCAAUCAAGUUUGAAGAGAACGGGGUGGCAUCGUGGGAAAAGAGCAGAGUGUCGAAGAAGGUGUCCCUAGAGAAGUGCAACAGGAAGGUGUCGUGGAAGAACGAAAACAGGGAGAAGAGCGUGAUAGAGCACGGGAAGUCACGUGAGGCGUUUAGGUGGCGAAAGCGUAUAGGGCACAUGUUCCAGCUCAUACGGUGGAAGAAGAGUGGCGGUGUGUGCCACGUGGAGGGAGUGAAGGUGAGAAAGGGUGGUUGGAUGAGGACUCUGACAAAGAGGAAAACGACCAUCGAAUAAAGCCUCAUAAACUACAACACCAUUUCUUCACUUUGCAGUCUGCACUGUAAAGUUACAUCAUACUCAAAAUUCCCUUUCUUUCUUUCUUACCAUCUAAAAAUAUGCUUUCGCUUCUUCUUGUAAUCGUUUUCGGUUUUUAAUGACAGUACAGGCUGUAAAAGGGUUUGCUGAAAGUGGUUUGGUUUUGAGAGUUAUAUAGUUAAAAAAAUAAGAAGAAUUGAGAAUUGAGAAUUCUCUCCAUAAAACUAAGUCAUCCUCAUGUUAGGUACCCGUAGUGGGAAACAAUGAAGCAUAAGGGCCCUUCAACAUUGUGUUACA
Vigna angularis (adzuki bean) is the source of this 1060-nucleotide messenger RNA. RefSeq lists its product as uncharacterized. The record is from RefSeq and is a predicted model, not a curated record. Lineage: Eukaryota; Viridiplantae; Streptophyta; Magnoliopsida; Fabales; Fabaceae. The transcript has 2 exons. Bases 83 to 742 code for a protein of 219 amino acids.